Cucurbita moschata (crookneck pumpkin) is the source of this 908-nucleotide messenger RNA. RefSeq names its product protein FAM133. Bases 78 to 554 code for a protein of 158 amino acids. Lineage: Eukaryota; Viridiplantae; Streptophyta; Magnoliopsida; Cucurbitales; Cucurbitaceae. The transcript has 4 exons. The record is from RefSeq and is a predicted model, not a curated record.
AGGUUUUUAAAAAGCCCUUAUUUUAUAACCGGAAUGUAGCUUGAAUCAACCGAUUCACAAUCUUUGUCAAUUUUGCCAUGGGCGGAAGCGAAAGAAAAUCCAAGGAGAAGAGGAAGAACGGAAGAGCGGCUUCGUCUUCUGAAGACGAGAAGAGGAGCAAGAGACCAAGAGCUGCAGAAGAUGAGGAAAGGGAAAGCAGAAGGAGAGAUAAGAGAGAGAAGCGGAAGGAGAAGAAAUCUCACAAGCACUCGAAGCGCGAUUCAGAGAAGAAGUCGAAGGAUAUUCUCAAAGGCAAGCAUCACAGGGACGAUCACCCUUUAAGAGCCAAAAUUGAAGAACUGUCCGAGGAAGACUAUUUCUUAAAGAACAAUGAGUUUGCUACUUGGUUGAAAGAUGAGAAAAAUGUGUAUUUCUCUGAUCUGUCAUCCGAGUCUGCUCGCAAGCUUUUCUCAGAUUUUGUUGAACUGUGGAAUGAUCGGAGGCUUGAAUCUCGAUAUUAUGAGGGUAUUUCAAGCGGGCCUCGAACAUCCCAUAACUGGAAAAUCAAGGGGUGAUAAGUUAGGAUGCGUGGAUUGAACGAACAAGGGAACGGAUGAACAAAAGUUGUCUGAAUUGUUGGAUUGUGGUUUUCCUACUAGUAGGUUCCAGGCAGCUGAUCGAAUCUACUUACCAACACCGAACGUAGAAGAGAGUUCCAUGUUGUUCUCUGUAAAAGUGUAGUCUUACUCUUGCUCUUGAUAUGGAAUGGAAAACUUUUCUUACUUGAAUGUUGUUUUAUAGAUUAAUAUCACUUAGGAAGUUGUAUUCUUUUUAUAGCUGAAGAUUGUGCCCUUCGGAUCCUUUUGGAAAUUACCUGUGACCUAUGCUUUGAUUUACAUUUUGCAUUUAUAGUUUGGUAGUUGAUUUUU